ACCAGUUCAAAGCCAAAUAUAGACAAUUAGGGUACGAAAUAAUUUCCUCAAAAAAAUGGCACUGUUAUUUGAGGCACUUUUCUGUUUAAUUGUUGCUGCGGUAAGUGCCUCACUCACCUCCGACUACUACCAACAACUAAUAUCUCAAGAAACUGCAAAAGCACUCACGUACGAGCUGCCCAAAAAGAACGAGGAAUUCAGAACAGGGUUCGAAUCUGACGAAAUAAACGAUUAUGGUGAAUACGACGUGGUUAUAGUGGGAGCGGGUACAGCAGGAUGUAUUGUUGCAACGAGAUUAUCCGAAAUUGCUAAAAUUAGUAUUCUCUUAAUAGAGGCUGGAGGCGAAGAAAAUGACUUCAAUCAAAUGCCUGGGUUGUGGGCGUACCACCAGUUUAGCGAACUUAACUGGGGUUAUUACACCACACCACAAAAAUACUCCUGCUUAGGAAUGAACAAUUCACAGUGCAACAUGGUUAGAGCGAAGGUAAUAGGGGGUGGAAGCUCAAUCAAUGGCGUAAUGUACGUCAGAGGGAACUACAAGGACUACGACAACUGGGCGGCACUAGGAAAUCGUGGAUGGUCCUACAAGGAUGUCCUGCCGUUCUUUAAAAAAUCCGAGAAUUCGCAAGUCGAUGGUGAUAAAGGAUAUCACGGAAUAGGCGGUUUCUGGAAUAUUGAAUAUUCGCUACCAUUGUCUCCAUUGUACGACAACUUCGUCAACGGUAGUCUAGAAACGAACCUAACAUUCGUAGACUAUAACGGUAGAAGCCAGAUCGGUGUAACUAGACUACAGAUUAACACUAAAAGAGGUCGAAGACAAAGCUUUGGGACGGCAUUUCUGAACAACGCCCGAAAACGUAGUAACCUCAAAGUCGUGACCAAAGCCCUAGUGACAAAAAUCACCAUAGACCGACAAUCUAAACGAGCAACAGGAGUAGAAUUCGUGACCAACAAUAAAAAAUUCCGAGUACGAGCUAGAAAACAAGUGAUCGUUUCGGCAGGUACCGUCAACACUCCCCAGCUACUACUUUUAUCGGGAAUUGGACCCAGAAACCAUUUACGAGACCUCAAAAUCCCCCUAGUUGCGGAUCUACCAGUCGGUAAAAACCUCAUAGACCACGUCAUUCUUACUUUGAUAGUUCGUUCAAACUACACCGCCCCUAAUACUACCUUGCAGCAACAAGUUGAACAAUUUUUGAACGGAUUAGGUACUCUAACGACAAGCACAAACGUCCACGGAAUGAGUUUCUUCAACACCAGAAAUAACUCCGCAGAAGGACCUGCAAUCCAAUUCGUCAUAGCAAGCCCCGUUUCCGCUGACGCCUCUUUGUUUCAAAGAACCCAAAACUACAACAACACAAUUGCCGAAAUGUAUUCCAAGCUAAUCCAACCACAAAACGACAUGGUAUGGUACGUGGUACUGCUCCACGAAAAAUCCAGAGGUCGGAUCUGGUUGCAAUCAGAGAGCCCCAUAGAUUUUCCCAACAUCGAUUUAAACCUGCUCGAGAAACAAGAAGAUGUGGACGUUUUGAGUGAAGGGAUGGAAUAUGUGUACAGACUUUUGAAAACUGAGGCUUUCAAAAAAGUAAAUGCUGAGUUACUUGAUGUUCCGCUGUGUGACAAAAAUUCGAAACAGUUUUUGGAAUGUUUCAUCCGGAAUCUGGGUGGUCCUGGUUAUCAUCCUUGCGGAACUGCAGCGAUGGGUCCAGAUCCCAGGAAGUUUGUUGUUGAUGAUAAGUUGCGAGUGCAUGGAGUUGGAAACUUGAGGGUUGUUGAUGCGUCGAUUUUUCCGCUGGGGAUAUCUGGGAAUACUAACGCGGCUACGGCGAUGGUGGCCGAAAAAGGCGCAGAUAUUAUCAAAUCGGAGUUAAAAUGAAUAGUGUUUUUUCACGUUGUUGCAAUUUGUUCCAAUAAAUUUUUGAUGUUGUCUGGAUUAACUAA
Messenger RNA from Zophobas morio, 1941 nucleotides. RefSeq names its product glucose dehydrogenase [FAD, quinone]-like. The coding region runs from base 56 to 1876 and encodes 606 amino acids. Lineage: Eukaryota; Metazoa; Arthropoda; Insecta; Coleoptera; Tenebrionidae. Gene Ontology annotation, molecular function: flavin adenine dinucleotide binding; oxidoreductase activity, acting on CH-OH group of donors. The record is from RefSeq and is a predicted model, not a curated record. The transcript has 3 exons.